Linum tenue is the source of this 168-nucleotide messenger RNA. Lineage: Eukaryota; Viridiplantae; Streptophyta; Magnoliopsida; Malpighiales; Linaceae. The record is from the annotation of a GenBank genome assembly.
AUGGUAGAGAGAUGGCGAAAGGAGACACACUGCUUCAAUUUUCGUGAAGGCGAGUGCACCAUCACACUUAAGGACAUCGCCAUCCUAACCGAUCUCCCCAUUGAUGGUGAUGUUGUUUGUGUGGACUCUACGGCACCACCUAAAGUUGUUGCCAAUAUGAGUGGUUAG